This is a messenger RNA of Adineta steineri, 573 nucleotides long. NCBI's taxonomy places the organism in Eukaryota, Metazoa, Rotifera, Eurotatoria, Adinetida, Adinetidae. The record is from the annotation of a GenBank genome assembly.
AUGCAGUUGUAUGGAUUUGUUAUUCUCUCAAUUCUAGUGUUGGUUAUCGAAGGAAACUUCCGAGAAAAUAAUAAUGAUUUAAAAAGAAAAUGGGAAGCUGCUCGUCGAAUUCUAAAUAAUAACGGUGAAUCAAAUGAACAAUCUCAAUGGAAAAAUCGAGAUUUAGUACAACCUGCAGGAAGUUCUACUGGAGUAACUGGCUCAGAUCAAUCUAAAGCAUCCUUAGUGCAAGAACCAGUUCGUAUUGCAGUUUUCAAUGAUGGUGAUUAUCAUGCACAUGUAAAGCUUAAUUAUAUACUCAAUGAACGACAAGAUGAACAAGAACUUGAAGUUUCUAUUCAUAAAGGAUUUGAACGAGAUUUGAUUCUUCCUCGUGCAGCAAGUCAUAUUCGUAUACGUGUUAUUGUAAUCGGUAUUGUAAAUGAUCAACUUCUAAUCGAUCGACAAUUAACCAAUUUUGACGGUAUAAAUGAAAUAUGUUAUUUACUCGCAGGUGAUCGUGUACGUCCAGUUUAUGGUUUAUGUGCUGGUCCUUAUGCAGAAUAUUAUAAAUUAUGGACAGGUAGAAAUUAA